This is a messenger RNA of Verticillium alfalfae VaMs.102, 126 nucleotides long. Its product is annotated as pre-mRNA-splicing ATP-dependent RNA helicase PRP28. Bases 1 to 126 code for a protein of 41 amino acids. The transcript has a single exon. The record is from RefSeq and is a predicted model, not a curated record. Lineage: Eukaryota; Fungi; Ascomycota; Sordariomycetes; Glomerellales; Plectosphaerellaceae.
AUGUACGAUAUGAAGCAGAUCCUCACGAAGAGCUCCAUCUCGAAGGUGCCUGAGGAGCUGCGGAGACAUGAGGCUGCCCAGCAAAGGCCCCAGAAGGGGUACAGCAAGAAGUCAUCGGAUAGAUAG